This is a messenger RNA of Perognathus longimembris pacificus (Pacific pocket mouse), 366 nucleotides long. Its product is annotated as histone H2B type 1-A-like. Lineage: Eukaryota; Metazoa; Chordata; Mammalia; Rodentia; Heteromyidae. The record is from RefSeq and is a predicted model, not a curated record. Gene Ontology annotation, cellular component: nucleosome. The transcript has a single exon. Bases 1 to 366 code for a protein of 121 amino acids. Gene Ontology annotation, molecular function: DNA binding; protein heterodimerization activity; structural constituent of chromatin.
AUGCCAGGCCUUACGACCAAGAAUGUUUCUAAAAAGGGCUUCAGGAAAGCAGUCAAAAUUCGAAGGGAGGACGACCAAAGUGCCAGAGAUGCUGCCGAGAUGUCUGUUUCCAUCUACAAGUUGCUGAAGCAGAUACAUCCACAGGCUGAAAUCGCUUCAGAAGCCAUGAGCAUCAUGAAUGCUUUGGUGAAUGACACUUUUGAUCGCAUUGCAAAUGAGGCCUCUCGCCUGGCUUACUACAACAAACGCGCCAUCACCUCCAAGGAGAUCCAGACAGCUGUGCGCCUGCUGCUGCCGGAGGAGCUAGCCGAGAAAGCUGUGUCUGAGUGCAAGAGGGCUGUGGCCAAACACAAGCGCUCCCAGUGA